This is a messenger RNA of Seminavis robusta, 948 nucleotides long. The record is from the annotation of a GenBank genome assembly. NCBI's taxonomy places the organism in Eukaryota, Bacillariophyta, Bacillariophyceae, Naviculales, Naviculaceae.
UCUCGGCGGUCACAUUCGGUCAUUCGUGACCGUUUAGGAAGCACAAAAACCAAACAAACCAAAAAACAGCCAACAGCGAAUCGACCUUCCUUUCCUUGCUUCUAUUACCAUUGAUACCGUUGCCACUAUUGCUGCUCUGUUCAAUGAUAUUGCAUCGGUACUUCCUCUACAGCAGUUAGUUUCGUUGCCAACCCACCAGUGAUUAAUUAUCAUUACCCAUGGCGUCCAUAAUCAAGCUCCUUCGAUCUCCAAAGGAUGAGUUCCCAAAGGCGAAAGUGUCGUUUUCAAUCCUUUUGGAUCCUGACAACAAUGUGCAUGAUGUAGCGACGAUGGAAGUGCCUGUAUACGAGAUGGGGGACGUCGAGGAUUGGCUGGAGUGGCGCAAGCUUUUCGAUCGUCUCUUGACAGCCAAGAACUUGGAGAAAGGUCCCAGUUUGUUUCGUCAUGCGAGAAUCCUUUUGGCUGGAGGAGCCCUCAGCAAAUUCAACGAUAUUGCCACAAAGCACAUUGCCGAUAACAACGACGAAGAAACCAAGGAAGCCUUCGAUGUGACCCUCAAAGAAUUCACCAACAGUAUGCUGCCCUCACACACCGCCAAGAGAGUCAAACGGUAUCUCUUGGAAAUUCAAAAACCCAUCUACAUGUCCGUGUCACAGUUCGUGGUCCGUCUGCAGCAAAUGAAUAGUUACUUUCCCUACAUGCCGGACGUUGGAGGUCAAAAUGUCAUGUUGACACCCACUGAUAUGAAAUUUGUACUGGAACAAGCCGUGCCUCAGGCAUGGAGGAGCGCUUUGGAACGAAGUGGGCAGCAUGAAGCCAUGAACUUUAGCGAAGUCGAGGACUACUUCAAAACACUGGAACACCUCGAGGAAGAGACCGUCCGUGGGAGCAAAUCGUAAUCUUGCAUUGCUAGCUAGUCAGUCUAGUAGUAGUUCAUCAUCUUGUUUU